ACUGGACGACCUCUUCUCGCUGAUUCAUUUCCUGCAAGUGUCUCCGUACGACGACUACGCUCAUUGGAACCGAGAGAUCCUCAAACCAUUCCAUUCCACCGACACCGUUGCCAAGGAAACCGCCAAAGUCGCAAUCAAAGCCAUCUUGUCAGCGCUUAUGCUUCGACGAGAGAAGUCGACGUUGGACGUCGAUGGGAAGCCCAUUGUGGUCCUCCCACCCAAGACUGUCGAUACUAUGAAGAUCACAGCCUCCGCUGAGGAACAGGACUUUUAUACAGCGCUUUAUAAAAG
Messenger RNA from Sphaeroforma arctica JP610, 291 nucleotides. RefSeq lists its product as hypothetical. The record is from RefSeq and is a predicted model, not a curated record. NCBI's taxonomy places the organism in Eukaryota, Ichthyosporea, Ichthyophonida. Gene Ontology annotation, molecular function: ATP-dependent chromatin remodeler activity; ATP binding. The annotation marks the transcript as partial. The transcript has 2 exons.